CAAUACCGGUCUCCUGGGGGCGCGGCCGCCUCACCCGGAAAGAAAACAAACGGCGGCCGUCGCAUCCGGGCACUCGGCGGCUCGCAGCUGGUGCGGCGGUGGCGCAGGAUGGCGCAAAAGAAAUACCUACAGGCAAGACUGACCCAGUUCCUGAGGGAAGACAAGAUUCAGCUCUGGAAACCCCCAUACACGGCGGAAAACAAGGAAGCUGGCUUGGAACUGAAGGACCUUGCUAAGAAGUAUUCUGACAAGCUAGACUGUUGUGAAAAUGAAGUGGAGAAGAUGAUAGAAGAAAUACGUUGCAAAGCCAUAGAGCGGGGUGCUGGAAAUGAGAACUAUAAAACCAAGGGAAUCGCUACGAUCGAGGUCUUUCUGCCUCCACGGCUGGGAAAAGACAGAAAGAACCUUCUGGAGACUCGGCUGCACAUCACCGGCAGAGAGCUGAGGUCCAGAAUAGCUGAAACCUUUGGAUUUCAAGAGAACUAUAUCAAAAUUGUCAUAAAUAAGAAACAGCUUCAGCUGGGGGAGACCCUGCAAGGCCAAGGUGUCACGCACAACGUGAAGGCCAUGGUGCUGGAGCUGAAGCAGUCUGAGGAGGACGCCAGGAGGGCCUUCCAGGUGGAGGAGGAGGAGCAGAGCGAGGCCGAGCAGAAGGAGCGGCGCAUUCAGAGGACCAAGCGGGGACUGGAGAUCCUGGCCGAGAGAGCCGAGAUGGUGGUGGACCCAGAAACCACUCUGUACUUGGACAUAGCGAACCAGACGGGUCGGUCCCUCAAGAUCCCCCCGGCGGAGAAGAAGGCCCUGAUGCUGGCCAUGGGCUACCACGAGAAGGGCCGGGCGUUCCUGAAGAGGAGGGAGUACGGGAUCGCCUUGCCGUGCCUGCUGGACGCCGACAAGUAUUUCUGCCAGUGCUGCCAUGAGCUGCUGGACACGGUGGACAACUACGCAGUGCUGCAGCUGGACAUCGUGUGGUGCUACCUGCGGCUGGAGCAGCUCGAGUGUCUGGACGACGCCGAGAGGAAGCUGAGCCUGGCGCAGACCUGCUUCCGCACCUGCUACGGCGAGAACCACCAGCGCCUGGUGCACAUCAAGGGCAACUGCGGGAAGGAGAAGGUGCUGUUCCUCCGGCUGUACCUGCUGCAGGGCAUCCGCAACUUCCACAGCGGCCAUGGCGAGGAGGCGCGCGACUGUCUGCACAAGGCCCGGCAGCUCUUCCGAGAGCUCUCCAUCGACCCCGCCAAGGUGCACAGCCUGCUGCAGCUGGGCUUCACGGCACAGGAAGCACGGCUCGGCCUCAGGGCGUGCGAGGGUGACGUGGACCACGCGGCCGCCCACAUCACCAGCCGCAGAGAGGAGCUGGCGCAGAUUCGCAAGGAGGAGAAGGAGAAGAAGCGGCGGCGCCUGGAGAGCAUCAGCCAGCUGCGGGGGGUUGGCUGCUCUGCGGCCGCGGCCAGGGCGGCGCUGCACCAGGCGGGCGGGAGCCUGGAACAGGCCUUCAAGAUUCUUCUCAGCAACCCCGCCCUGUGGGGGCUGAAUGACCCACGCAGCGACCACAACCUGGAGAGCCCGUCCCAGGAGAGUGUCGACCAGCUGGUGUACAUGGGCUUCGAGGCGCCGGCGGCCGAGGCGGCGCUCAGGUUCUUCCGCGGCAACGUGCAGCUGGCGGCCCAGACGCUGGUGCUGAGCGGAGGCAGCCUGCCCCCCGGCCUGCAGCCCGCGGCCGCCUCCCCGUCGCCAUCUCCCUCCCCGUCGCCAUCCCCCUCGCCCUCCACGUCGCCCACCGAUUCCGCAGGCACCCCCAGCACCUCGACAGACGAGGACAUGGAGACGGAGGCCGUGAACGAGAUCCUGGAGGACAUCCCGGAGCACGAGGAGGACUACCUGGACUCCACGCUGGAGGACGAGGAGCUGCUCAUCGCCGAGUACCUGUCCUACGUGGACGGGCUGCGCACGGCGGCCCGGAGCGCCUGAGGCCCAGACUCUGCUCCCACCGCCGCCUCCUGUCCUGGGGGGGGGGCGGGAGGCUCCCGCCCGGCUCGGCCCCGCGGGCCGUCGCCCCCCACUCUGGCCCCCCACGCCCCCGCUUUCCGGGUUCCCGCUCGAGACUCAGUGUGCCUGGUGCUUGGCAGUGAAAAUAAAGCCUCACCCUCCCCAGG
Erinaceus europaeus (western European hedgehog) is the source of this 2156-nucleotide messenger RNA. RefSeq names its product negative regulator of ubiquitin like proteins 1 (gene NUB1). Gene Ontology annotation, biological process: regulation of ubiquitin-dependent protein catabolic process. The transcript is spliced from 15 exons. Gene Ontology annotation, molecular function: protein binding. NCBI's taxonomy places the organism in Eukaryota, Metazoa, Chordata, Mammalia, Eulipotyphla, Erinaceidae. The record is from RefSeq and is a predicted model, not a curated record. The coding region runs from base 109 to 1971 and encodes 620 amino acids.